This is a messenger RNA of Macrosiphum euphorbiae (potato aphid), 1737 nucleotides long. NCBI's taxonomy places the organism in Eukaryota, Metazoa, Arthropoda, Insecta, Hemiptera, Aphididae. The record is from the annotation of a GenBank genome assembly.
AUGCAACACCAAAAAGAAGAUUACCUAAGUCUAUUAAGUGAACAUCUUGCAGAGGAUGAAAGAAUUUAUACUGAUCUUCAUCUACCCUCCUGCUCUUCAAUUUCUAAUGAUGAAAAUUCAGUUGAGUGUCCAAAUAUAAUGAAUAACUUUUCUCAACUACCACCGUCAAGUCAUGAUAAUAUGUCACCUAUGCCUUAUCAUUUAAGUUUUGAGGAUCAAAAUUGUUUGAAAGAGAUGUUGUUAGGUUGGAACAUGGAAUUUCUGUACGAAACUUGUUUAGCUGAUUGUAUUGAUAUUGAGGCGUUACAAUCCAUAAGUCCUAGCGAAGUUGAACAGCUUUUAUCAAAGUAUCCAAUGGGAGUGAAAAUUAAAUUUAAGAAACAUAUCAAGAAAUUGCAAAACAAACCAGAGGAGGUCUCUGACGAUGUAAUGAAUCCAUCAAUCUCUGACGAUGUAAUGAAUCCAUCAACUGUAUCUACUUUAUCAUUUUCCAACGCACCGGUACCAGUACAAUCGAUUUCUCAUAUGUCUCCACAAUUUUCUUUACAUGAUGUCCUUAAGAAUAGUUCUCAUGGUAUAAUGAUAAUGAACUAUUACAAGUCAAAUAAGAGCUUAAAUGAGUCAUGUCGCAGUUUAAUGAUUGACUUAAUAAUAUCAAGUCUCAUUGAACAAUCUAUCUCUAUGUCUGUUGGUCUGGCAGAUACUAUAGCUAAGACAAUUGUUGAAACUUUUACAACGGAAUUGAAGGAAACAUAUUUUGUAAGAGAUACAGACAAUAAAGCGCCCAAAGGGAAACUGUACGCAAAAUUUUUCAAUAAAAUUAGAAGUUUGAAAAACCAUGGACUAGUUUCUCAGGGCCCAUCAAAAAAAUGUAGACUUGAGAAAAAUUGUCUAACCCGGAUAUCUGCAGCAUUCAAUGAUGAUUUAGUAGUUGAAGAAAAUGCCGAAAGUUAUAUAAGUCAGUUGAACCACGAAGAGUUAUCAUGGCCUGACAUAGAAUUAAUUUGGAAAAAAACUGCUGUGUAUAGGCUAAAAUCUUUAAAAAUGUCAGCUACUGAUUUACAUAAAACAUGGCCUCACUACAAGAAGCCACUUGGAUAUAAACUUGUUGACAUUGAUUUUCAGUGUCUUCACAAGGAAGCAUUAAAUAUAUUAAAAGAGUUUGAUGACACUAAACUAAAACUAAUUCAAGUCAUUAAUGAAAGGCUAAAAGAUCCUGCUAAUAAGAAAUUGUACAAUUAUAUGGUUGAAAACAGUCAAAUAACUGAAAGUUCUAAAAGUUGUAUAAUUCUGUAUCUCCUUCAUGCAAUUUUAUUACCAACAAGUAAAAGGUCAUUCACCAACAGUCAAGGGAAGAAAAACAUAGUUAAAUUUUCUAUCCAAGAUUCACAGAACAGUUUCAUGAUGAUAGCACCAACAGCAGUAGAGGUUGAAGAAAUGAUAAAACGAAAAUAUAAUGUUGGCGAUACUAUACAACCAUGUAUUAUAAUUGUAGGAACCGUUAGUGAACCACUUGAAAUAUUGGUUUUUUUCGAUGGCAUAAAAUACAAAGUUUUUUCGCCUAUUAAAGCACUAGACAUUUGUUUUAAGAUUUUUCAUGUAUUCAAUAUUGAAUAUCCCAUUGAAUCUAUUAAUGUCUGGCUAUUUAUUCAAAAAUUGUUUUAUAAUAUUGUAAAUAAGUAUGAUAAAUCUUGUCCGCUCGUCAAUCAAGUUAUUAAUGAACUUAAAUUAUUUUAA